This is a messenger RNA of Somion occarium, 1904 nucleotides long. NCBI's taxonomy places the organism in Eukaryota, Fungi, Basidiomycota, Agaricomycetes, Polyporales, Cerrenaceae. The record is from the annotation of a GenBank genome assembly.
AUCUCCAUGCUCUACUAAGUUCAAUUCGCACCAUAACUAUGACUCUCAGAUCCAAAUAUAUUGCGCAACUAUUCGACCUGUGUUGCAAAAGCUGCUCAUUCAUGCUUUCCUGGGACCUAGGGAGACUAUCGAUGGUGAUUCACCAGUCAUCGUGCCCAAUAUCCGGUCUUGAUAGAAUAAAGACAACGAAACGUACACAAGACGUAAAGAUAUUGUCGCUGCAGUUUCCUCGCCGUGACCGCCUUGUUCCCAAUAAUGCUCCUCGCAAGCUGAAGUCUAUUGGUUCUUGCGGCUCUCUAAUCAAGAAAUACACAGAUGAGCGAGAGCUGGACAGUCUAGUCGACAUUCCGGAAGCCGUUGAUGACCUCUCCAAGCUAUAUAGCGACAACAUGAAGGAGUUCGCUGCGGGGUUCUUACCCACUCGCUUCACCCUGACGAUUGCACGAGCCGGAAUCGACUUUUCUUCUGAGAUCGUCCCUUUCAAGGAGCCUGAGGACCAGCCAUCUGACGAAGGCUCUUACACAGAAGAUGAACUUGCCAAAACACGUGGUGAUUCUGAAACGCUUCUCAAAGGCUGGUACGAACAUGCCGAUGUUUCUGGUUAUGGCGACGUACGUUCUCAGACCAAUAAAGUCGACCCUAACGUCCGUAAUGCCAAGGACAUCCCAGCAGGCGACUUCACAGUCUCGGAGAAUCUUUACUCGGAAAUCGAACGAAUCUGGGCUGAGCAAUUCCUCCCAGGCUCUGUUCGCGUCGAGCCUUACAAGAUUCACUUGUAUGGACCGGGGGGCAAGUUUAAAGAGCAUAGAGACACUCCCGAGAAGGACCUCGUCGGGACUUUCCUCAUCGGUCUUGGUGAUUCCACCACAGGAACAUACGGGAAUCUGAGCGUUGGUCGGUUUUGGACUGGUCUGAAAGCGUACCCUGGCAGUUGGGUUGCUUUCUAUCCUGACGUUGCCCAUGAGGUCAAGGAGCUCGAAGAUGGUUAUCGAGCCGUCAUAGCAUUCAAGAUCUUUUGCGAGGAUGCUCCAGCGUCCAUGGGUAUAUCUCAGCCUUCCUUUCAGGCGAAGACGGCCUUGGAGCAAUCCUUGUUCGAUCAGAUGAAAGAAUCGCUUUCGCGACUAGAGGCGCCCUACGGUAUCCUCCUGCAGCACAAAUAUUGUCUCGACACGACAGAGCUGAGCGGUUUAGACAGCAUCCUUUACGCCGCAGCGUCUUCCUUGGUAUCCGAUAUAACAUCCAAUGACAGGAUACACAAGGUUCACUUCCUACCCGUGCUCAUCAACGUGGAUUUCCGGAUGGAGGAUUACGAUUCGAGUGAAAUUGAACGCAUCACUGCUGAAGUGUUCCCUCUCACCCAGACACAUAUUGAUGCUCUAGUCGCCGACGCGUCCAAGUCCUUCCGAAGUCCGGAGUUCGUUGAAGAGAGGGAAUACAUUUUUGGCAACCAACGGGAGCGUCUUGAGGCUCGUGAACGCCGUCAUGACGACGGCGAAGAGACCAACACAUUGGAUGUUGAUGUGUCUAAUACGCCGUUCAGAUGGUUGACGCAAUCUAAACCCAUCCCAUUCUACAGUCUGGAUUUACAAGGCAACAAGUUGACCUGGAAUAUUGAUGAGCAAGAAGGUGUGGAAUUACUCGGGAAUUGUUCACGGCCUGAGUCAGCCGACAGUAUCUAUUUGUCGUAUGCUAUGAUUGUCAUGCCAUACAAGAAGCGGGUGCGCGAUACUCAGCAGUGACUGAAGUAACUACCCCUUACCUUCUACGUUUGGAUAUGUUGUUACUUGUACUCAUCGAUGGACUGUGUCGUUCUCACUGCACCGACUGUUUGACUGUAUGUUCUGUACUAUUACUAGGGGGUGUUGUCAUUGUUCUGCAAUCGGUAGUAUCUGUCUUUUCUGCUC